AUGACGGUUUUCUACCUUCUCUUCAUAUUUGGCAUAAACAACCCCAUCCAACAUGUGAAUGUAACAAAGGUGUCUGGCGAGAAUAUAGUUCCUGAGUCUGAUCACCACAAGUACUCAGAUCAGGGACCCUGUACGGCGUUUACAGCUCUGCUUCAGUUCUUCCUGUUGGCUACGUUCACUUGGAACACUCUGUACGGCAUUAAUGUGUUCCUGCUCUUCAAAAACUCAGUGUCUGGAACACCUUCAUGGUUUCCACAGGUCGCCAUGGCUGUUGGAUGGGGUUUGCCUGCUCUUAUUGUUGGUAUCUCAUUGGGUUCCACCUACCGUGUGGAGGAGCCUUUAGGUUAUCGACAAGAAGAGUUCUGCUGGCUGGCUUCACUGGACCACAAACAAAAGUUCAGUAUAAAGAAACCCAUGCUUUGGGGAUUCGUGCUCCCUUUACUGCUCAUGCUGAUCUCAAGCACAGCAGUACUGCUGCACUUCUCUUACAACAUCUGCAGGACCAACCCUAACUUAAACAGAUCACGUAAAACUUCUCUGAAGAAGAAGAUGUUGAGUAGCUUUUCUCUGGCAGUGAUGCUCGGCUUGUCUUGGGUCACGGGCUACAUUUUGCUGAUCACCCAAGAACAAACUCUCCAAUUGAUUCUCAGUGUGGUUUUCUGUCUCUUAAACACAACACAGGGUGUUCAGAUAUUCAUUUUAUUCGCUCUGAGGCCUUUUCUAAACUCAAAUCCAGCUAUUCUUAACUCUCUGCAUGCACCAGAAAUAGGCUUUCACAAUAAAGUAUUUUUUUUAUGGAAAAAUAAGAUACCAGAAAGCAACGAAAGCUACAAAACCACAGAUAUUGACUCUCCCUGA
Sinocyclocheilus anshuiensis is the source of this 858-nucleotide messenger RNA. RefSeq names its product adhesion G-protein coupled receptor G7-like. Bases 1 to 858 code for a protein of 285 amino acids. Gene Ontology annotation, cellular component: membrane. The record is from RefSeq and is a predicted model, not a curated record. Gene Ontology annotation, molecular function: G protein-coupled receptor activity. Lineage: Eukaryota; Metazoa; Chordata; Actinopteri; Cypriniformes; Cyprinidae. Gene Ontology annotation, biological process: G protein-coupled receptor signaling pathway; cell surface receptor signaling pathway. The transcript has 5 exons.